This is a messenger RNA of Paramecium sonneborni, 2061 nucleotides long. The record is from the annotation of a GenBank genome assembly. NCBI's taxonomy places the organism in Eukaryota, Ciliophora, Oligohymenophorea, Peniculida, Parameciidae.
UAUGUCUAUGAAAAAGUAAGUAACUGGUGGUAAAACAACGAGAUCAAAUAGCAAAUAAUCUACGAGUAAUCCAAUGACAGUAAGAAAAAGAUUUUCAUCAUUAUGUUCACCGUAAUUGAAAUGUUUUUAUAUGUUGAAUAGGUCCAACAACUAAAAAUAAACAAAUUGCGUAUUUUGUCAAAAGUUCAAAAAUUGUAAAGAAGAAUCGUAUGCUCCACUUUUAAACAAAGCAUUAUUUGCAAAAUAUUCAUCAUCCUAAAACUAUUAUUAUUCAAAGGAUAUUAACGAUAUAAUUGAAGAGGAAUCAACUCCAGCAGUAGUAUUUUAUAGAGAUUUAGAAAGUAUGAUUGAAGAAGAAGAGUAUUUGAAAAGGUAAGAAUGAUGCUAAAUUGUUUAGAUCCUAUGUUAAAAAAGAAGCAGUAUAAAAAGUCAAAGCAUUAUAAGAAUACUAUAAAUAUCAUAAGGAUAUUCCUAGACUAUUUAUGCAAAAUGUUUAUUUGACCAUAAAUAAGUUCCAUGAGAAAAAGAGGAGAUUGGAAUAUGCAAAUAUAAAAAGGAAAUUAAAUAUUCCAGAUGAAGAUAUAGUAAAUCAAUUAUUAAAUUUAGUAACCAGAAAAAAAGAAGGAGAAGAAAAAACCAAAACAUAGUGAUGAAGAUUUAACAAUCGGAUAAUUAAAAUAUUUAUUGAAAGAUUUAAAAUUAGACACUAAUUCUUAUCUCCAAAAAAAAGUUGACAUCUCUAGUAGUGUUUAAUUAAAAGAAUUCAUUUAGUAAGUAGGAUAGAAAUAUGAUUGUCUCGGAUAAAUAUCAGGAUUAUUAUCUAUCGAUUAGAGCAACAGUUUUCUCUUAAGAUCUUAAGACCUUUCAACAAUUACUAAAAAUUUAAAAUCUAAUUAUAUGACAAAUAUUAAACCUAAGAUUAACAAAAGUUCUUUGUUAAAGAAUUUUGAUUCAAAGACAACUCAUUAAAUUAGUUGUUAAGGAAGUCUUGAUAAAAUUAACAUAAAUCGAUUAUAGUUUAACUAAGGUGAAGUAUCAUCUCUAAAGGCAGAGAAUUCUGUGAAGAUUGGAGAGUAGACAAAAAGAUCAAAUUAAGAACAAUCUCCUUUAAGAUGUUCUUAACAAUCAUAAUUGAUGUAAAAAGUAUACUCGCAAAUUGAAGGAUUUGCCAAUUUUGUAUAAUAAUAGUAAACUAUGCAGAUGCAAUAAUAAAAGGUUAACAAUACUUAGAAAUCUAAUUCUUCUCAACGUAAAGUUAGUUCCAACUUUAAUACAACGGAAUCUUAAUUCAGAUUACCAAGUAGAUAAAAUUCAACAUAAAAGUAAUCAGCUGAUUUGUUAUCUUAUUAAGUUAAUUUCUUGUAAUUAUUAUUGAUAAUCCAUUAAUAGAAGAACCAGAGUAGCCUCAUAACUAUAAAAAUAUGAAGAUGAUAAUAAAAGUAUAUUCAAUUUUUGUAUUAAAGUAGGUAAAUAGGCUUUAGCAACAGAUAGAGUUUAAAGAUAGAGUGUAUACAAUAGUGGAGAUUAGAAUAUAUAAAAAGCAGGAUCUAAAAAUAUGUAAUUUAAUAAAUAUAUAAAUUUAGAUAAAAGUUGCCUCAAAAAUUCACUUAAUAUGCCCUAUCUACAUUGAAAGGAUUAUAAGUGAAGAAUUCUGAUUAAAAAAAGAAAUCUACUUUAAUCUCUAAUAAUAAUUUGUAAGCACCUAUUUUAAAUGCUUAAUUAAUGCAUUACAGAACAAAAUCUCAAGAAACUCUAGGAAGUUAUAAAGGUUCACCUCCAAAAUAAGGAUAAAAACAGGAAAAUUCAAAAGAUCCAUUAAGAAUAACCAAUAAUAUUUGUGUUUAAGGUUCAACUAAAAAAGGAGGUGGUGUAUACAAUAUUAACUAAAACAAUAUAGUUAAUAUUUAUAUUGAAGAUCUAAAAUCAUCAGCCAAAUUGAAAUAAGGAGGCUCACAAACUGCUCGAAUAAAUAGUCCAUUAAAAAAUAAUACUAAAGGAGUAUUUGAAGUUUACAAUACCCAAAGGACUAAUUUGAGUCCUGUGAGUAAGAAAAUGGCUUGA